Hypoxylon trugodes is the source of this 918-nucleotide messenger RNA. RefSeq lists its product as uncharacterized. The transcript has 4 exons. The coding region runs from base 1 to 918 and encodes 305 amino acids. Lineage: Eukaryota; Fungi; Ascomycota; Sordariomycetes; Xylariales; Hypoxylaceae. The record is from RefSeq and is a predicted model, not a curated record.
AUGGCUGCCACCAUUGACCCGCAAGUCGAAAAUUAUUUUUCCAGUAUCGAGACAACUGAAGAGGAUAUAGAGCGAAGUUUCCCUAUACAACAUGAGGUCGAAACGACGCAAGCUUUCGCAUUAGGAAGUUUGCCUGUCGGUGAAGCCGCCCAGAUGCUCACUAGCAGAACAGCUAAAGCGACAACGCCAUUUUCCAUGGAUAGUCGUAUGCGCACGCUAUGGUCAUUCAUCAAUAAGACGUCAGUGGCUAUUCCAUCUGCACAGCCCCUUAUCAUACAGCUUUUGAGUGAGAUUCGAAAGCUAGGGCCUCUAGUUGUUCCCAAGGAAGGAGAGGGUGUAGGUUGGGGUAUCGACUUAGAGGAUGGUGAAGCCUGGGAGAAGCUGCCUCAUUGGGCGAAUGACUGGGCAGAUUCGAUAAAUAUGUACGAAGUCGAAUUCUUGAGUUCCCCGAAUAAUCAGAAAGCAAGAGCGGAAUGGGUAUCUGCAACGUCCUAUAGCGCUCAACUAACGGCUACUGGAGACCCUGAACUUAUUGGAGAUUGGUGGUGCUACGUAAACUGCUUUUUCAUCCGUCGAUGUUGUCCUAGCAUCGUAAGAGUUCUCGAUAUUGCCUCGUCAGAUGAUUGCGAGAGGCAGGUACUUGAGAUUUCGGCAGCUGCACCCUUAUUCAUAUAUGCGUCUCAAGAACUACUACAGAGAUCGCUAGCAUCCGAUACGAUUGAAAGUAUGUCGGAGAAAGAUAUAGAUGGUGAGAGGUUAUGGUGGGGUGACAUGAGAAUGCUUACGAUACAGCGGUGGAAGCACUGGAAAGAUAGGUGGAUAGCCCUGAAAGACAGCGAUAUUCUGGAUGAGAGCAAUCGAAAUUUAGCGUCGGAGGCCCUGGAGGCUAUGGCACAAGCAGAGGCAUCUGCAGGAUAA